CUUUCAAAAGCCGGCCAGCCUGCAGCCGUCUCGCUCAGCCAGUCUGCUCAUUGGCUGCUGCCAGGCUAUGAGGUCAUCAGUGCGUACUAUAAGAGCUCUGGGAGCGACAUCCUAUGCUAGUGAGCUUCAUGUGUUUCAAAGUAGAGUGCAGCGCAACAGUGAGGGAGCGCGCGAGAGAGAGAGAGCGGAGACUAAUGGUGACACAGAUAAGUGGGUAGAUAGGCUACAUUACUGAACCAAAGCCGUAUUUAACUUUAGGGGUCAGAAGAGGACAAUAAGAAAAUAUUUAUUUCUUCUUAUUUUUAUCUGCUUUUUCCUUACUUUGACAUGCUGAAUAUAUUUAGUUCCUACCACUUUUGACCGACACCGACAGCUUCCUGUUUUCUGACUUCUUAUGCCAAUCUCACCAUGGGAAGCACAGAGGCGCAGGGCAUAUCCAGCAGCAGCACAUGGCUGAACACCUCCUCCUCGGACCCUGGUGCACUGCGGUACAGCGAGGUGGAGAUGGUGUUGCUGGGCGCGGUGAUGUCUCUGCUGGUCCUGGGCAUCGUUUUCGGGAACGUGUUGGUCAUCACCGCCAUUGCCCGCUUCCAGAGGCUGCAGACGGUCACCAACUGCUUCAUCACCUCCCUGGCCUGUGCCGACCUGGUGAUGGGACUAGUGGUGGUGCCCUUUGGGGCCUGUUACAUUAUCUUCAAGACCUGGCACUUCGGAAACUUCUGGUGCCAAUUCUGGACUGCCGUAGACGUGCUGUGCGUCACGGCGAGCAUAGAGACACUGUGUGUGAUCGCCCUGGACCGCUACCUGGCCAUCACAACGCCCUUGAGGUACCAAUCCUUGCUCACCAAGUGCAAGGCCCGCUUUAUAGUUCUGCUGGUGUGGGCUGUGGCUGGUCUUAUUUCCUUCUUGCCCAUCCUCAUGGAAUGGUACGCCUCUGAUGACGAAGUGGCUAAAGAUUGCCUCAAGAUCCCCGCCUGCUGCGAAUUCUACACCAAACCAGCCUACGCCAUCACGUCCUCCAUCAUCUCCUUCUACAUCCCCCUAGUGAUCAUGGUGUUCGUCUACAGCCGCGUCUUCCAGGAGGCCAAGAAGCAGCUGAAGAAAAUAGACAGGUGCGAGGGACGCUUUCAUGUGCAGAAUAACAAUUUGGCUCUGGAGAACCACAAUGGUGAAACGAGGAACUGGAAGAAGCCUAGGUUCUGCCUGAAGGAGCACAAGGCAUUGAAGACCCUGGGCAUCAUCAUGGGCAUCUUCACCCUCUGCUGGUUGCCCUUCUUCGUGCUCAAUAUAGUGGCGGCCCUUAAGAAGUUUGAUAAUAUUGAUCUGACCUACAAGAUCUUGAACUGGAUAGGAUACGCUAACUCUGCGUUCAAUCCCCUGAUUUACUGCAGGAGCCCAGAGUUCCGCUAUGCCUUCCAAGAGAUCCUCUGCUUGCGGAGGCCCCCUUUCCACAAACUGGGACCCCCUAAUGGAUACUUUUACAGUGGGCACAAGUGGCAGGUGGACGCACAGCUGAGAAACAAGGGUAACUUGGAGGAAUACGACGUGUCUGAGACCAUGCUGGAGGCGGGCUGUGAUUCUGCAGAUGCAAGAGACUCGAAUGGGAACUGCAGCAAAGCCCUGGUCAACAGCAUGUAAGCCCCGGGUAGAGAGAGCCCUCACUUUGCCUGUCGUUUAUGGGAGUCUGUCUUCUCCUUCUGGUAAGGAGGCAGGGCUGACAAACAGGCUUCAUUGCAUUUAGAUCAUUAACUUGACUUACAUAUCCAGGCUAGCCUAGUCAUGCGGAUCCCGAUAAGUAUGGGAAACAGCAGUUUUCCAGUGUGUUCAUCUACCUCAUCAUAUUUUAUUUGUACAUGUAAAAAUCAUUCACUUAAUGGAAGUUGGCAUACAGGUCCUGUUCUCUGUUAGCCAAAAAAAAAACGAAUAUCAAUGUCAUAUGGUUGUUACCCAAGGUCGCUUGUUUAAUUACACGUUGAUUUACGCGAGCUGUGCAGGACGACUAAUUUUGAGGACGGGAUGUGAAACAGGAUGUGAAAUGGAAUGAACCGAAGGAGCUCUGCGUUCGCGCUCCGCUUUCCCGGCAUCCGUUUAUGAAACAUUCCGUGUGAAGGCAGGUUUCACCGAGCACAGGGGCCAUCUGUGAGCCUCCCUGAAAAGAAGGAACUGAACACUUUGAGGAGAAGUGACAGGUGUGGACGGGAGUGUGCGCCGCUGCCAGCAAUGCGACAGCAGCGAGCUGCACGUUCCUUGCAGCGCCCUGCGCGUGUGACCAGCAGCGGUGUUUAUACGCCACUGCCUAAAAUCGGACUAGCUGAGCACUCUGCACAUGAUACUGGCAAGGCUGUCCCUACAAAUGCCUGUCACGUUAAAAGGUUAAGAAUAAGAUAUCAGCUUUCAUCAGAGUUUUAUGGCCCUUCCUGCAGGGAGCCCCGAGCGGCUGGUCGCGGCUGCAGAGACCCCGACCGCGGCUGAGCUGCGCUGCCAGUGCAGGGCUCACUGCCAGAGCUGGAGUAACAACGUUAAUGGAGAUUAUCUCCGGCUUUCUCUAUACUUUCUUAAGGGAAAAUCGCCUUUAAUUGAAAUAUUCGCUAAGAGUCACUGCUACCUAGGUUCAAUGGGGAGAUGUGUGUGCGGUGUUUCAAGUCAACGUUAUGGUAAUAAUUUCGGAAAUGUAACUGUGAAGUAACACGUGACAUUGAAAAAACAGCAGCUUAAAAUAUAAAGUCCGUGCCAUUUGACUUUCUCUUUGUAUGUCCUAAACAGAGCCUCCUCCCGAUAGACUCAAAUACUUCAGUCUGUUUGGUCUCUCGCCCUCAGCUUCGGUGGAGCACAAACUGGUAAUUCCCCCUCCCACCCCACUGUUACUGGGAGUCUGCGUUUAGGGAACUAUACUGCACAAUUGCGGUUAGGGCAGACAGUAGACGCCUCACGUCCAGCUCAGGUUGAAAGAGCCCAUCCCAGGGCAGUGGACUCUGCUUUAUGAAAUCAGCGACGUGUUUAUCUCUGCAUGCAAAGUUCUUUUCAGUGCACCAUUCAAAACUGUGAACCAUUACCUUUCAAAAAGAAAUGUAUACUGUGUAUAUAUAUAUAUAUAUGUAUAUAUAUAUGUAUGUCACUGUGUCUUCGAUGAUCCCUCUGUGCUUAUGUCCACAUAAAGUGUAAAUUCCGUGACUUUGCAUUACGUUCCUGGGUAUUCUGAAUGUCUAUCUCUUUCCGUCAGAUACGGAUAUCUGUCUCGUUGUCACUCGUACUGUUCCAAGGUUCAUCACUCUGUGGUGAACGGGUAAAAAAAAAGGGAAUGUUUAACCAACAAAAAAGCUUUGCUCAGCUGUUACAGAAAUGCAUACUGCAUGCAACUUAUUUGUAGGUUGACUAUUUACUAAAUGAAUGCUGAAGAGCAGUGGCUCCCGGCUCCUGUGUUUGUGCGGCAUGCUCUUCUUCUUGCACAUGUCUUAUGAAGCACUUUGGACAAAAUAUGGACAAGCGGACAAAAAUAAAGUACUCUGAAACGUCUGUUCAUGCUGCCAUCUGCUGGUAGUGUCACCUUCUGCGGCUUAAUGUGAUGUGACUUCUCAGAGACAUUCUGCAAGAUGUGGCACUUCUUCUGCCUCAGACGCUGCCUACCCACCCCGAGGGGGCCCAUGCCCAUGGCUGUCUUGUGGUGUUCCAGGAGGCCCCCCUCCCCCACCCAGCAGCCACUGGGCCCAGCCAGGUCUCCUUCAUCCUCACCGGUUGCCUUCCGAGCGUGAAGGUCAGUGUACUGACAUAUAGUCUCUCUAAUCAAUCAUUAACAGGCACAUCAGUGCCGGGGAGAUUGGUUCAAGCGGUGGUGCCUAAUGGGGAGCUGCCCGCAUCGACAGCAGCCCGGCAGGAUCAGCAGGGUGGGCUGCACCUGCAUGCCCCAGGGGGCCCAACCAAAAAGGAAGUGACAUAGGAGUGCGCAACCGGGGGCACAGGGCGAGGGUUUGACAGCCGCCGACCUGCACAGCAUGGAGGAGGGUCUCCCUGACCCUUCGGUUCGAUGUUUACGUUGUUAGUUAUUUACUUACGCACAAGAUGUCAUUUGAUUGUUAUUGUAUUUUGUUUAUCUGGUGAUGAUGUAAAAAGUCAGCUGUUCAAUGGUGAUUCUGGUAAGUGUUGGUUAAUAAAUAUUGUAUGUCAUGCAUGUCA
This is a messenger RNA of Brienomyrus brachyistius, 4170 nucleotides long. RefSeq names its product adrenoceptor beta 2, surface a (gene adrb2a). Lineage: Eukaryota; Metazoa; Chordata; Actinopteri; Osteoglossiformes; Mormyridae. Gene Ontology annotation, biological process: norepinephrine-epinephrine-mediated vasodilation involved in regulation of systemic arterial blood pressure; adenylate cyclase-activating adrenergic receptor signaling pathway; negative regulation of smooth muscle contraction. The record is from RefSeq and is a predicted model, not a curated record. Gene Ontology annotation, molecular function: beta2-adrenergic receptor activity; norepinephrine binding. The transcript has a single exon. Gene Ontology annotation, cellular component: membrane. Bases 409 to 1638 code for a protein of 409 amino acids.